This is a messenger RNA of Acomys russatus (golden spiny mouse), 1450 nucleotides long. RefSeq names its product telomeric repeat binding factor 1 (gene Terf1). The record is from RefSeq and is a predicted model, not a curated record. NCBI's taxonomy places the organism in Eukaryota, Metazoa, Chordata, Mammalia, Rodentia, Muridae. Gene Ontology annotation, molecular function: telomeric repeat DNA binding; protein homodimerization activity. Gene Ontology annotation, cellular component: nucleus; chromosome, telomeric region. The coding region runs from base 64 to 1329 and encodes 421 amino acids. The transcript is spliced from 10 exons. Gene Ontology annotation, biological process: telomere maintenance.
CCCACCGCGAGCCAAUCGGAGCGCGGGCGCCAGCUGAGGAACGCCGCGCGCCUUCGGUUUAACAUGGCGGAAGUGGUCGCCUCAGCUGCCCCGGGCCGGCAGGGCUGUGCUGGCUGGAGAGACGCGGACUCACCAGAGAAGAUGAUGGAGCUGGCGGAAGACGACGAGGAGCUGUUCCAGCACCGUGUGGAGCUGGGGGGCCCGGAGGAGGAGAAAGCGGACCUGGUGGCCGAGGCCGAGGCCGUGGUUGCCGGCUGGAUGCUCGACUUCCUCUGCCUGUCUCUGUGCCGAGCCUUCCGGGACGGCCGCUCCGAGGACUUCCGCCGGACUCGUGACAGCGCCGAGGCUAUUAUUCAUGGACUACCCAGUCUUACAGCUUACCAGUUGAGAACUAUAUACAUAUGUCAGUUUUUGACAAGAAUUGCAGCAGGGAAAUCCCUUGAUGCACAGUUUGAAAGUGAUGAACGUAUUACACCCUUGGAAUCAGCCCUGAUGAUUUGGAAUUCCAUUGAAAAAGAGCAUGACAAACUUCAUGAGGAAAUACAAAACUUAGUUAAAAUUCAGGCUGUAGCUGUUUGUAUGGAAAGUGGCAGUUUUAAGGAAGCAGAAGAAGUGUUUGAAAGAAUAUUUGGUGAUCCAGAAUCUCAUUCGUCUUUAGAAAGGAAAUUACUUAGGAUAAUCUCUCAAAAAGCUACAUUCCACUCCUUUUUUCAACACUUCAGCUAUAACCACAUGAUGGAGAAAGUUAAGAGUUAUGUGGAUUAUGUGUUACAUGAAAAAUCGUCAACUUUUCUAAUGAAGGCAGCAACAAAAGUAGUAGAAAAUGAAAAAGCACGGACACUACCUUCUGAGGAUAAGCCAAAUGCUACUAAUACUGAAACAGAAACUGAAGUUAAUUUGAAUGAAGGAAAAAGUGUUAAUGGCCAACAGUCUACAGAAACCGAAUCCUUGCUGGAUACAGUAUCCUUAAUAAGGUCUCACAAGAAUGUCGUAUCUAAAUUGAAACAUGGAAGCAGCCGAGAUUCCAAUAAGGAAGAAGCAACAAUGGGAACUGCUCAAAGUGCAAUAAUGACAGAAAGAAACAGAAGAGCCACUAUAAGCAAUAUGUCAUAUACUUCAAACAAUCAGCCAGACACUAACGAAAAACACAAGCGUAAGAAAAAACAGGCCUGGCUUUGGGAAGAGGACAGAGUUUUGAAGUGUGGUGUAAAAAAAUAUGGGGAGGGAAAUUGGUCUAAAAUACUAUCGCACUAUAAAUUUAACAAUCGAACAAGUGUCAUGUUAAAAGACAGAUGGAGAACCAUGAAGAAACUAAAGCUGAUUAGCUGAGACACUAAAAGGUUGAAUGGCUGCUUCAGCUGAAUACAAGGACAGCUCACUACUUGAAUCACAACAUUUUGUUUAAAACUUUCUGGUCAGUAAAGGAUCUUUAAAUUUUUGUUUAAAGCUU